AUUACAAUUGUUCUAAAUACUCGAUUAUAGGACGUUCUACUAAGAAAUUAGCAAUCCUUUUUGUAUUCGGGAAGGCAAUAAAUGGGUUUUUGAUUCCGCGUCCUGAGGGCUUUCGAGUUAAGGAGACCAGUACAGUCUUGUUUUCAGUCUCUGCCGAGAAAAUAAUACCAUGCCGUCUUCCGGUGUUUCAGCCUUGGAUUCAGAAGAAGAAGGCAGGUCGAAUGUGGGUAAAACAAAGGAGAACCCCAGCUUCUUUGAUAUAUAUGGAACCGAUGCCAAAGCUGAGAUUCUUUUCAAAACUCCCGAGUCUAAUUCAACUUUAAGUCUGCAAGAUGUUCAAGGGCUUGUAACUUGGGUGCUUGCUGAAGGUUUCAUGCCAUCAUGGGUUUUCAUUAAGAAUAAACCCCUGAUCCCCAAAGUGGUUAUGGUUUAUCUCCCUGGCCUGGAUGCUGCUCUGUACAUGUCACAGACCAAGAUACUUCCUACGUUUAAAAAAUUAUGCGGCAAUCCGAGGGCAGUUUUAGCUCUUAGCUGUAUAUCAGAUAGAAUGCAAACAAUUGAUGCACUUUUGACAUGUAAGGUGAAGAGAAAGAGGGAUGCAAAUAGUGUAGACUUAAAGAAUAAUUUGACGUCUGAACAAGAAAGAUUUGGCCCUGAAAAAGAAACACCGAUAUCUAUCAAACUCCCGAAGGAGUUACCUUUCCCUGUUACAUAUUAUACGCUAACUGCAAAAGAACUGGAAGACAAUGGCUAUCCUUUCAAUCAACCAGGUUUUAUACAUACACUUCCUGCUCCUAUUGGAUCUUCACCUUAUGAAAUGUUGGCGCUUGACUGUGAAAUGUGUGUGACCUGUGAAGGGUUUGAGCUCACAAGAAUAACCCUGGUGGAUAUGGAAGGACAGGUUGUCCUUGACAAAUUGGUAAAACCAUCAAAUGCAAUUGUUGAUUACAAUACGAGGUUUAGUGGAAUUACAUUUGAGAUGUUAAGUCAGGUGACCACUAGUCUGGAAGAUGUUCAGAAAGUUUUUUUGAAUCUAGUUCACAAGGAGACCGUUCUAAUUGGUCAUUCACUGGAGAAUGACCUGAUGGCAUUAAAGAUCUCUCAUGAUCUGGUGAUUGAUACUGCAGUACUGUAUAAGCAUCCCCGUGGCGGCUCUCAUAAAUCUGCCCUUCGAAUCCUUACCAAAAAAUUUCUUUCCAGGGAGAUACAACAAUCUGGCAAUGGCCAUGAUAGUAUUGAAGAUGCAAGAGCUACUAUGGAACUUGCACUUCUUAAAAUUAAACAUGGACCCGAGUUUGGUUCACCUCCAUCAUUAAUCAGGAAAAAACUACUUACUAUACUUGGUGAGAAUGGAAAGACGUCUUCUUUCAUCGAUGAUGUUUCAACAGUGAAGCGAUAUUCCUCAGAAUCAUCGCAUGCAUUUCCUGUAACUUCUGAUGAUGAAGCUCUUUCCAGGGCGAAAAAAGAGGUAAUGAAUGAAAGAGUACACUUCAUAUGGACACAAUUUUCGGAAUUGAAUUCUUACCAUAAGAAGCAAGUAGAUGAUGAAGAAAGAUUGAAUGUCAAGCUUGCAGAGUUAUUGUCAUUACUUACAUGUGAUUCAAAAUCUGUAAACAAGAAAAGGAACAGCCGCAAAAUCUCUGUUGAACUACGGGAAAUUUUGAGCCGCAUGGAUUCCAGAAUCAAGGACCUUUAUACCUCGUUACCUACUAAUGCUAUGCUUAUUGUUUGCACUGGUCACGGUGACAUAGCACUUGUACAGAGAUUGAGGAAAAUGCUAAAGGAGCAAAGUGAAACAAUGAUAUCCCGUGAGAAGAUUGUCAAAAUCUUGGAAGACCUCCAUGCCCAAGCUGAAGUAGCUCUCUGUUUUGCUUCUAUAAAGCAUUCAUCAGUACUCUAAUUCUUCUAUCUCUUUGUAAUAUAUUGUUUCCUUCCAUUUGUCAUUCAUCCAUAAUUAUCAUGAUUGGAAUUUGAAUGAGUGAUUAUAGGCAAUCACUAUUUGUGUCAAUUAUCUAUUUAUAAACCAUUAAUUUCACAUG
Cucurbita maxima (winter squash) is the source of this 2039-nucleotide messenger RNA. RefSeq names its product small RNA degrading nuclease 5-like. The record is from RefSeq and is a predicted model, not a curated record. The transcript is spliced from 14 exons. Gene Ontology annotation, molecular function: exonuclease activity; nucleic acid binding. NCBI's taxonomy places the organism in Eukaryota, Viridiplantae, Streptophyta, Magnoliopsida, Cucurbitales, Cucurbitaceae. Bases 170 to 1900 code for a protein of 576 amino acids. Gene Ontology annotation, cellular component: nucleus.